Messenger RNA from Vicia faba (fava bean), 468 nucleotides. The record is from the annotation of a GenBank genome assembly. NCBI's taxonomy places the organism in Eukaryota, Viridiplantae, Streptophyta, Magnoliopsida, Fabales, Fabaceae.
AUGACUCCAGAUCCAGAUUUAGACUAUUAUACAGGCUGGUUUUGUUGUGUUGUGGACAACAAAGUUGGUGAACUGUUUUGUAGCAAGGUGGGCAGCAAGGAUGUGGACAAAGAUUUCAAUUUGGAUUUUGAUACCACAAAGAUAAGUUGGAUUUUGAUCACAAGGAAAACACAAAAAGAACCUGGUCAGAAGGAUUUCGUGACUGAGAUAGGUGGGUGGUUAUCGUAUGUGGAGGAGCAUCGUGGCUGUUGUGCUUCAGAGGUGACAGAGCGGUUAUGCAGUUCCGUCGGGAUGGACGAUCUGCUCAGAGAAGGUUUAGACUACUAUGCAGGUUGGUUUUGUUGUGUUGUGGACAACAAAAUUGAUGGACUGUUUUGUAGCAAGGUGGACAGCAAGGAUGUGGACUGUUGUGGACAGAAUUUAUCAUUUUCUCUUCUUUCUAUGAGACAAAAAUAUAAUAAUAACUAA